Messenger RNA from Oppiella nova, 1011 nucleotides. The record is from the annotation of a GenBank genome assembly. NCBI's taxonomy places the organism in Eukaryota, Metazoa, Arthropoda, Arachnida, Sarcoptiformes, Oppiidae.
ACUACUGACGCUAACCUCGAUUUCUGGGACAUGGAUUUCUGGCACACUUUUAUUCCAACUGGUAAUGGUUGGUAUACCAUGCUUCACCAUGAUAACACUACUCAUCAGGUCAAAAUUAGCAAAUCUCCCGAUCAGGGCUAUUAUUAUAUUUACAAUACUGGAUGCAGGGAUGGCAACUAUCCUAACGCCGAAAACCCUGAUGACAGAAAGAUCUAUUGCGAUGAACCAGGUAAUAACACACAGGAACGAGUCAAAUACAACUGGGAAUUUACUAAUAUAUUAACCGAAGUGGGCAAAUACUAUAAUAUAAACUCGACCAUGACCAAUUUUAAAUAUGAAAAACCUUCUAAGGAACAAUUAGACAAGCAUCUUAAAUUGAACAUGGUGGGCAACUUAACUUUUCCCAACUGUAGUCCUGAUAAUUUAACCAGAGAGGCGACGCUCGAGAAGACCCUGACACAAACUUAUAGCAUAUCUAUGAAAGAAGCUUAUAUGUGGGCUACUGAAGUGAGCUGGGAGGUGGACAAGAAGGUACGGGAGACACAACUGUCCACCACUAAGGAGUAUAAGAUAACCAAAGAGAUAGUGAGUGUACCGCCGGAUAUGUGCAUUAAAGCCUUGUCUUAUGUGAAAUGGAUUGACAACUUGGAGUUGCCCUAUCAAGCAGUUAUCCAGAUAUCCAUUCCCUGGAUGGUGGCAAAUACCCUAUUUCAGAAAAUCCUGACACUCGAUUUGUCUUCUGCAAUGAGCCUGACCCUGACACAAUCAUAUAGUAUAACUAUGGAGGAGUCGCAUACGUUUGUCAAUAGGUUCUGCGGCCGGUUUAGCGUAACCGCGGGUGUCAGCGGCGAUCUCAUGGGUAUAGUAGAGGUCUCGGUGUCCACUACGGCUGAAUUGGAGUGGGAGUUGGGACAGGAGUCCAGUGAGACUCGGGGCACACAACUGUCCGCCACAAAGGAGUAUAAGAUAUCCGACAGAGACUGUGAAUAUACCGCCGGACACUUGCAUUAA